Molecule: messenger RNA, 2096 nt
Organism: Humulus lupulus (European hop)
Lineage: Eukaryota; Viridiplantae; Streptophyta; Magnoliopsida; Rosales; Cannabaceae
Exons: 11
Coding region: 157-1590 (477 amino acids)
Source: RefSeq, a predicted model, not a curated record
ACUUGUGCAUUACAAGACAAAGUAAGAUUAGAUGAUCAUAACAUUACUACGUUUUGGAAGCUUGAAGCCAAGCCACAGUUGCUGUGGAAAAUAAAUAAAUAAAAAAACUUGUGCGAGGAAAGGUAGCGAGUGAGCUGAGUUGGUGGCGGAGAAGUAAUGGCAGUUCCCCAAAACCCAACGAAUUUACAAGAAGAAGAGGUUCAGGCUGAGGCCCCAUCGCAUCACCCUUCUCCUCCGCCCGACGAGCUAUUCGAGGUCUCCACGACAGUGGAUCCUAGUUAUGUAAUCUCUCUCAUUCGGAAACUGUUACCAACUACUCAGGCUCAGGCUCAGCCUCAAAAAGAGAGCAUGGAGCUUGAUCAGCAGCAGGAACAACAACAACAACACCAUAAUCAUCAUGAUCAUGAUUCUCUCUCACUCGGAGUUGGAGACCAGGCUUGGGAAGACUAUGGCUGCAUCUUAUGGGAUCUUGCUGCUAAUAAAACACAUGCUGACUUUAUGGUGGAGAACCUUCUGCUGCAAGUGCUUUCAGCAAAUCUCAUGGUUCAGCAGUCUGCUCGUGCCAUUGAAAUUUGCCUUGGAAUCAUUGGAAACCUUGCUUGCCAUGAAGGUCCUAUGAGACUUAUAGUCAGUACAAAUGGAUUGAUUGAAUUGAUUGUGAAUCAAUUAUUUUUAGAUGACACACAAUGUCUAUGUGAAGCAUGCCGGUUGUUUAGUCUGGGUCUCCGGAGUAGUGAGAGUAGUACUUGGGCGGCAGCGAUUCAGUCUGAACAUGUUCUUUGCCGUAUUUUAUGGAUUGCUGAAAAUAGCUUAAAUCUACAACUUGUAGAAAAGACUGUUGAACUAUUAUUAGCCAUCAUUGAAAGUUCGCAAGAAGUCAUGCAAAUUCUUCUUCCACCUUUAAUUAAGAUGGGUUUACCAAGCGCAUUGCUGAGUUUAUUGGCUUGCGAGAUCAGUCAGCUAAUGAACGAGAAAGUUCUUGAAAGGUUGUCGAUUCUUGAUGUAACACUACGCGCAAUUGAAGCUAUAUCUGUCAUUGAUGGACAUUCUGAAGAGAUCUCUUCAAGCAAGGAACUUUUUCAACUGGUUUGCCAAUUAGUCAAAAUUUCUGAUAAAGCUGAGGUCGCAAACUCUUGCGUCACUGCUGCAGUUUUAAUUGCAAAUAUUCUAUCAGAUGUACCUGAUUUAGCAUCAGAGAUUUCAAAUGAUUUGAACUUUUUACAGGGUUUGCUCGAUAUAUUUCCUUUUGCUUCGGAUGAUUUAGAAGCACGAAGUGCACUUUGGAGCAUCAUGGCAGGGUUACUCCUCCAAGUUCAAGAAAGCGAGAUGAGUUUGUCAGCUCUAUGUGAAUAUGUUUCUGUUUUAGCAAGCAAAUCUGAUCUGAUUGAAGAUGAUCUUCUUGACUACCAACUAGAUGGCUCAAAAUCUAAUGCUAGAACUACAGCUCUUAGAAGGAUGAUCAACAUCUUAAAUCUGUGGACUGUAUCAAAGGAUGAGCCCAAAGAGAACGAUCAAAUGGCAGCUGAAAAUCAAACAAUUAAUGCAGAUAUCAGUAGAUUGUUGGAUUGUUGCAGAAAGCAUACCGAAUGAAACACACAAGUAAGCAAUCUAGGAGGAGAGAAUGAUACUGCAAGUGAUUGAAACUACACUCUGAUGACCAAAUUGAUAGGACCAAGGAUACACCUUUUUCCAGAAUUUGCUGAUGAAUCAAUCAAAGAAGUACUGGUAUGAUAUUAUGUUGCUAUGCUAAAUGGAUGAAAGGAAUUUUAUGUGGUACUUUGUCCCUACCCCUGACCAUGUUAUGAUUUGUUAAAACAAAGUAGCCAAAUGGCUCGAGAAGUUUGAAUGGAGGAUGUGGGGGCAAGUACGUGAACCACGUUGUGGCUACUCAAGCCAUACGCGUUGCAGGUAUGAUCCUCAUGUACCACCAGGUCUCAUAAUUUUGAAGCGGUCAAAACUGGCUUUAGAAUGUCUACUUUUUUAUGAAACUCUGAUCUUCAGGAGAGGAGAGGAGGCUGAAGGAAUGUCGGCAAAUAUAUGUACUUUUGUUUUUGGGUUGCAAAGCAAUAGUAUAACUGAGGAAUUGAAUUAUGAAA